CGAUCUAACACAGGCUCCAUCUUCUUUCGCUGUCGAAUCUUCCUCUUUAAGUCACGUGCCACUUCCACGUCCGGCCCGGCCCGGGCGACGACUAACAGCCCCGCACUAGCUUCAUACACCCUAGCUCGCGUGAGCCCCCACCCCUUCAACAUCUCCGCCGACCUCGAACCCGAUCUUCGUCCUCGACGGUCCCCCUUUUAUACUCCAUACAACAACUCAUCUAUCCACUACCUCCGCUCUCAAUUCAAAAUGCCCUCCGCCGCCGACCUUCUGUCGGACCCCGAAAUUGCGCAAGCCUACGAGGACGUGCGGUCUGACAAGUCGCCGACCACGUGGCUGGUCCUGAAGUAUGCAUCGGCAACUUCGGAUUCGCUAAAACUGGAUGGGACUGGGACGGGAGAUAUCGCAGAGAUGACGGCAACGCUGGGGAACGACGAGGCGGCAUAUGCGUAUGUGAGGAUGAAGGUUGGGAAUGAUGAGUACUCGGAGCGGACGAAGUUUGUUUUCGUGGUUUGGGCUGGUCCCAACACAAAAGUCAUGCGCAAAGCCAAAAUGUCAUUCCAGAGCGGACAAGUUAAGCAGGUGAUACGAACCUACGCCGUGGAGAUCCAAACAAGCGACAAGAAAGAGUUGGACGCUGCCACGGUGACGAUGAAAUUGAGACGGGCAAUGGGUGCUAAUUAUGAUAGACAACGGUCGGAUUACUGAUUUUUGAUGAACACAAGAAUGAAAUUUUCUCAAACAUGAG
Molecule: messenger RNA, 748 nt
Organism: Westerdykella ornata
Lineage: Eukaryota; Fungi; Ascomycota; Dothideomycetes; Pleosporales; Sporormiaceae
Product: actin depolymerizing protein
Exons: 3
Coding region: 250-708 (152 amino acids)
Biological process (GO): regulation of actin filament polymerization
Cellular component (GO): actin filament; plasma membrane; cortical actin cytoskeleton
Molecular function (GO): actin filament binding
Source: RefSeq, a predicted model, not a curated record